AUGCCUGUAGAGCAGAUUGACGAUCCCUCAGUGAAGAUAAAGCCUCCAUCGAAGCUAAUUCACUUUGUCCGGAAGAACAUAGACGUGGCCGAAGCACCGACAGGUUUACGAGCCUUGAAGAAAUCCCACAAGUCCGCAGUACCACUGAAGAUCGAGGACAUCAAGUGGCUGAACGAUUUCCUCAUCGAACACAGGAAAAUUUCCAGCACCAAAGUUUAUAUUCACGAGCUUCUGGAGGGAGCAGAUGUGAUUUUACCACAGCCCAAGAUCACACCGAGGAAUCCAGUUCUCGAAGCGAGAAUCCAAAAAUUGACUGCUCAACAGUCAACUAGGGAGUACGAGGCGAUGACCAAAGGGGUGGACGCCGUCAGGAAACAUUACCCAGAGGACACUAUUUCAUACCAAAUGAAGGAAAUUAAUAAACAACUCAUCGCUGUAGCCCAAUUCGUCUUCUCAGUGAUAGCAGCCUUUGCAUUUGGCUUCAUAGGGCUAGAACUCAUCGUGGGUAGCCUUGAUUUUGGCUUCAGAUUACUAUUAGGAAUAAUCUGCGGCCUCAUUGUAGCACUCGCUGAGAUAUACUUUCUCGCUAAGAAGUUGAACGAGGACUGCUGGGAGCCACCACCACCCAAAGUGUUUACAAAACCCCAUCAAGAAUAAUAAAUUGUUAUACUUGAGAGCUUUCAUCGAAUAUUCCGGAAAUUCCACCACCAGUGGUUAACGACUGGGAGUCGAAUAAUUCGUGUCCAAGUUGUCACAAGACAUUUAAACACAGGUGUAACCUGAACACUCAUGUCAGGUACGAGUGUGGGGUACCACCCAGAUACAAUUGUCCUUACUGUGCUAAGCAGGCGAAACACUUGACGAAUGCACGAAGCCACGUGAAAAGGUGUCAUCCUGAACGAGAAAUGAAGGUGAUUGAUGUGCUCAUGGGGAAAAUCGUGGGGCCCAGCACUAGUCACAGCAGCACUUUUAGAAGAUAAUUUUUUUUUCUUCGUUUAUCGAGCCUAAUCUGGAGAAUUUCCAACAUUUUCUGGUACUACAAAUUUAUUUUGUUUUUUUUUUUCAGAAAUUAACUGCUGGUCAGCCACAUUACAUAUUAAUGACCAAUUAUAAAACAGAAAAUAUUUUUUUUCCACCAAUAAUUAUUUAAGAAGGUAGGACAUUGUUUCAUUCAUUACAAUUUAUAAGAUACGAUUGUCUACACUGUUAUGAUAUCAAAUGAACUAAAAUGGUUUCGUCGUCUACAAUUUGAUGGACAAUGUUAGUUUUUUCGGUCAAAAUAAAUCGUUUAAACAAUA
Diachasmimorpha longicaudata is the source of this 1298-nucleotide messenger RNA. RefSeq lists its product as uncharacterized. The transcript has 3 exons. NCBI's taxonomy places the organism in Eukaryota, Metazoa, Arthropoda, Insecta, Hymenoptera, Braconidae. Gene Ontology annotation, cellular component: endomembrane system. The record is from RefSeq and is a predicted model, not a curated record. Gene Ontology annotation, biological process: vacuolar proton-transporting V-type ATPase complex assembly. The coding region runs from base 1 to 657 and encodes 218 amino acids.